AGCAGAUUUUUGUUUUUGCCUCGCAGCCGACAGCGCCCACGAGCGAGCGCAAUGGGCGUUUCGCGGAAGCCGGCGCAGAGGGCGCAGGCGGUGCUCCACCAGCAGAAGUUGACCAAGGCUGGACAGCCGGCCAUCAACAGCGAGUGCUGCAUCGCCACUGGCCGCGCCGACGGCAAGCCAUGCCUGCGGGCCUGCGGCGAGCCCGGGGUGCCGUACUGCAAGGCGCACAUGAAGUACGGAGACCCCUCGCUGAAGGUGGCGACGCACCCGGUGGCCGGCAAGAUCCUGGUGGCCGCCAGGGAUCUACCGAAGGGCUACCGCCUGGCGCUGUGGGGAAGAUGCACAUCCGACAAGAAGAUCGGUGAGAAAAAGAUGGAGUGGGCCUUCGACCUCGGGAGCGGGUGGAUGCUGGACCCCACCGGCCAGAAGGGCAGCAUGGCGCCUGCGGGGCCGGGAUCGCCGAGGUGUGGUCCGAGAGCAGACGGGGCCAGAGGAUUUCGCCGACGUCGCCGAUGCGUCGUCGGUGCGGUGCGACAUUCCGACUCAAGCGGUGGCGAAGCGACCCGGCUCGCCUAUAGGCCCACCAAAGAGUGUUCCAAGAACCUUCUGUGGUUUGC
Messenger RNA from Prorocentrum cordatum, 617 nucleotides. The record is from the annotation of a GenBank genome assembly. Lineage: Eukaryota; Dinophyceae; Prorocentrales; Prorocentraceae.